This is a messenger RNA of Adelges cooleyi (spruce gall adelgid), 3821 nucleotides long. RefSeq names its product cytoplasmic phosphatidylinositol transfer protein 1 (gene rdgBbeta). Gene Ontology annotation, biological process: regulation of DNA-templated transcription; chromatin remodeling; phospholipid transport. The coding region runs from base 349 to 3156 and encodes 935 amino acids. Gene Ontology annotation, molecular function: phosphatidylinositol transfer activity; protein binding; phosphatidylinositol binding. Gene Ontology annotation, cellular component: cytoplasm; histone methyltransferase complex. The transcript has 2 exons. Lineage: Eukaryota; Metazoa; Arthropoda; Insecta; Hemiptera; Adelgidae. The record is from RefSeq and is a predicted model, not a curated record.
GCACCGAGAAUUUUAUAAUAUACUAUGGUCGGCCUGUGCCGUGUUUUGUAUUUACGUUUCCACUGAUCCAGAUUAUUUACUUUUUUUUUUUGUUGCUCAGCUGCGGCAAUUUCUGUGUUUUGGUUAAUUUCUUCUGUUGCCGUUGUCGCCGCCCGCUACCACCGCCUUAGCCGCCGCCACCACCGCCGCGUAUCUGUCAUUGCUACAGUUGCCGCCGCCGUUUAGCGCGAAUUUCUGCGCACCUUGUAAGCAGCAGCCGUCCCGCCGGCCGUACAUUGUCAUGGUCCUGAUCAAAGAGUACCGCAUCUGUAUGCCACUGACUGUCGAAGAGAACAUAAAGAGAACAUAAUGUUGUUGAAUACUGAACGUGUGGAUAAAAUGGAGAUACUAAAAACCGAAUCUGUGUCUUCGACUCCAGUAUUGAAAUGGAAAAAAAUAGUUGAUCCAAUUGGACCACAACCGAGGCCACGUCAUGGACACAGGGCCGUCGCUAUUAAAGAUCUUUUGAUCGUGUUUGGCGGAGGUAAUGAAGGUAUCGUCGAUGAACUACAUGUUUACAAUGCAGCAAACAACCAAUGGUUUAUACCUCAGACUUCCGGCGAUAUUCCCCCCGGAUGUGCAGCAUACGGUUUAGUUGUUGACAACACUAGACUAUUGAUUUUCGGAGGUAUGGUCGAGUACGGAAAGUACUCUAAUGAGUUGUACGAGUUACAAGCGUGUCGGUGGCAUUGGAGUAAACUUCAGCCCAGACCUCCGUUAUACCAUAUGUCGCCUUGUCCCAGGCUGGGCCAUAGUUUUACAUUGAUUGGCAACAAAGUUUAUUUAUUUGGCGGGUUAGCUAACGAUAGCAAUGACCCUAAAAAUAACAUCCCACGUUAUCUAAACGAUCUAUAUACGUUAGAUAUAUCUUCGCCAGACGCUUUAGCCUGGGAUAUACCAGAGACGGUUGGCGAUUUCCCGCCUCCCAGAGAAUCCCACACAGCAGUUGCAUACACAGACACGAGAGGGAAAUGUAAACUAAUCAUAUACGGUGGUAUGAGUGGCUGUCGACUAGGAGAUUUGUGGACUUUGGACAUAGACACCAUGUCGUGGAAUAGACCAAUUGUGUUGGGCCCAAAACCACUACCGCGAUCUCUGCAUACUGCUGUAACUAUCAAAAACCGUAUGUUUGUUUUUGGCGGAUGGGUUCCUUUUGUUGAAGAAGUGAAAUUGCCGAUACACGAAAAAGAAUGGAAGUGCACAAAUCAGUUGGCCUGCUUGAAUUUGGAGACGAUGACAUGGGAAGAACUUAACAUGGACAUGAACGAAGACAACAUGCCGAGAGCUAGGGCUGGUCAUUGUGCAGCAAAUAUACAAACCCGUAUGUACGUGUGGUCGGGCCGAGACGGAUACAGGAAAGCUUGGAAUAAUCAGGUUUGUUGUAAAGAUCUGUGGUAUUUGGAAGUAGACAAACCUCAAAAAUGUGCCAAGAGUCAGUUAGUGAGGGCUUCUACAAAUGCUUUGGAAAUUGUAUGGAAUAGUGUCCCAACUGCGGACGCCUAUAUUUUACAAAUUCAAAAGUACGACCAACCAGCAGACACUACAGCUCCUGCACCACCGUCUAUGAUCGAUUAUUCACUGCUACCAUUCUUGACACCCGAGUUGGCUAAAAAGAACACCGAUAAUGAUGAUUGUACAGUGGUGUCCGUUUCCGAACCCAUCAGCAGCCCUAUUAAACCAAAUCAAAUGAUUAAAAUAUUACCUCAAAGUACAGUCAACACUUCAACAUUAAUCAAAGAUCAACCGUUCACACCCGUCACUGCUCAAGCGUCCGGAACAAUGAAAAUAAAAACUGUUCAAAGCACUAACAUAACACCGUCAUUACAACAAAACUUCAAGGCGGUGAGUCCUGCUACACCAAAGAAUCCAACGUCGUUUGUCAGCUCUCCCUCGAUGGACAUAUUAUCGGACGCUGCCAUGCAUACUCUUGCCGCUGCUGCUUCGGCUACUCAGAAGAUCAAAACUACGGCCGUUGUAGUUUCAAAACAAGCUGAACUACCCAAACCUGUAAUUAAAACGGCGGGUGCUCCCUUUAAAAUUGUUCAAACACAGAGGUCUAUUAAAAAUGUUAUGUCUCCUGUUAACACCACUUCUGUUCCACAACAACAGGCAGUUCGAAUUACUGGCCCAACUUUGACGACUUCUGCUGGAACAGUUCUUAAAGCGGGAUCUAAUGUUUUUGGAAAACAAGUCAUUUUUCAAAAACCUGGAGGAUCACAAUCAAAUUUUGUUACCUUGGUAAAGACUAGUCAAGGUAAUCUGAUACAAGGAAUCCCAGGUAAAAUGAUUGGAACUACUACACCAAACAAGAACAUGCAACCUUCAGUUCUUAAGUUUAUCAAUCCUCCGAUAAAUCAACAAAAUAGUCCUAUCAAAACCAAUGCAACCAUGAAGACUGUACCGCUUAAAACAGUUGGUACAAGACUGCCGGUGGCCAACAAACCGACUAUUGUUAUUCAAAAAGGCAAUGCAAAUCGGUCAGCGUCUCCCCAAAUUAUUAUUGUAACUACUGGGUCGAAUCUCAGAGGCAUACAAACCUUCUCGGCUUCUCAAGCCAACCUAACCAACCGCACUAGUGUGUCUAAUUCGCCGGUGCAAAUGGUGAUGGUUUCAUCCGGCGGCAAUACGCCGACCGGUAGCAAACCGAUUACCAUCACUAUGGCGGGGGCUGGUAACCGUAAAAUGGUCACUCUCGGCAAAUCAAAUUUGACCGGCAUGACAAUUGGCGGUAAACCAGUUACCCUUCAAAUGGUCAGUGGUCAAAACAAUAUGGCCAUUUUGACUUCAAACUCUGGCGGAAAUGUUGUUCAACUUAAGAACACGAAUCUUGUAAGUACCUCGAGUACUCCUAGGCCCAUCGGACUCAACUCAAAAGUACCAUCCUCUGUCAAAGUAUCUACAGACUUGCCAGCUAGCACGGAAUCGGCACUGACUCAGUUAGCAGUGGAAGCUGGUAUCAUUGAAUCGUCGUCAAAGGGUUCCAAUGAAUACGAAGAAACGUCGGAUUACACAAAGGAAGAGCUAGAAAAUUUGAUUAGGGAAGAGGGUAUAGAAAGUUUGGAUGUAGAUAUUGCUAACAUAAACAGUGCCGAAGACGCCACAGCUGUUAUUGACUGAAUAAGACACACAUUUUUAUUCUUAUGACUUCAGUAAAUUAACAAUAUUUAGUUUUAUUUUUAGUUAAUUUUUUAUUUUUUUCUGUGCAAACCUGAGAUCAUUUUAGCCUAUCUUUAGCCUAUCAAUAUUGUAUACUAUAUUUUUCAACAUUUUUUUUUCUAUUCACAGAAAAAUAUGGGUAGAUGUAAUUUUAUUAUGUACAUACAAUUUUGUAUAAUAAAAAAAAGUAAAAACAUAGUAUGCUAAAAAUGUUAUUUACAUGAAUUAUUUUUGGUUUAUUUGAUACAUUGAUGUUUUUUUUAAACAUAACUAGCCCAAUUUUUUAUUUCUGGUGUUGAACAACAUUAAAGAUUUAAUUGUGGGUAUAAUAUAUUCAUUGUUUAUAUUUAUAAGUAUUUUGGUUAUAUGUACAUAUGUGGCGAAAAUUGUGUAUGGCCUUUAAUUUUUUGGAUGGGUUUAAUAUUUUUUGUAUUUUGUAUACAAAAAUAUAAAUAUAAAAUCAACAACAAUUUGAUCGAGGGAAAUGUAAGGCCAAUGUAUUAAUUAAAACAAAUCUAAUAUUAUAAAUUAGCACUUAUAUUUUUUUCUUCUUAUUUUCGGUUUAUUUAUUUGUAAGUAUUUAUUGAAAUAUAACAAUUAUAUGUUAAUAAAAAUUUAUUUCAAGA